Molecule: messenger RNA, 2631 nt
Organism: Mirounga angustirostris (Northern elephant seal)
Lineage: Eukaryota; Metazoa; Chordata; Mammalia; Carnivora; Phocidae
Gene: MAPK15
Product: mitogen-activated protein kinase 15
Exons: 17
Coding region: 276-2045 (589 amino acids)
Biological process (GO): protein phosphorylation; intracellular signal transduction
Cellular component (GO): cytoplasm; nucleus
Molecular function (GO): MAP kinase activity; ATP binding
Source: RefSeq, a predicted model, not a curated record
AGCGCACCGCCUCGCGCUCCAGGAAGGCGUUCGCCUGCAGCGCCCGGUCCACGCGCGCCUCGCAGGCGUCCAGCUGCUCCGAGAGCAGCUUGUACUCGCGCUGCAGGCUCCUCACCCAGCAUGGAGCCCAGUGUGGGGCCUGAACUCACGACCCUGAGAUCAAGACCUGAGCCGAGAUGAAGAGCAGGAAGCUUAACUGACUGAGCCAGCCAGCAACAUUGGAGUCGUUUCCAGUUUGGGGCUCCCAGAAACAAAGCUGCUGUGAACAUUCAUGUAUGAUUCUGCGUGUGGACCUGUUUUCAUUUCUCUUCCAGCCGCGCCGGCGUCUAGAGGCCUGCCGGCGCCCCCCCGCCAGCAUGUGCGCCGCGGAGGUGGACCACCACGUAGCCCAGCGAUACCUGCUCAAGCGGCGGCUGGGGAAGGGGGCCUAUGGCAUCGUGUGGAAGGCAGUGGAUAGGAGAACUGGCGAGGUCGUGGCCAUCAAGAAAAUCUUUGAUGCCUUUAGAGAUAAGAUAGAUGCCCAGAGAACGUUCCGGGAAAUCAUGCUGCUCCAGGAACUUGGGGACCAUCCCAACAUCAUCCGCCUCCUGGAUGUGAUCCGGGCAGAGAAUGACAGGGACAUUUACCUGGUGUUUGAGUCUAUGGACACCGACCUGAACGCUGUCAUCUGUAAGGGCAGGCUGCUGAAGGACAUCCACAAGCGCUACAUCAUCUACCAGCUCCUACGGGCCACCAAGUUCAUCCACUCAGGACGCGUCAUCCACCGGGACCAGAAGCCUUCCAACAUUCUCCUGGACUCCAGCUGCUUGGUGAAGCUCUGUGACUUUGGUCUUGCCCGCUCCCUCAGCGGCCUCCCUGAGGGGUCUGAGGGCCAGGCCCUGACAGAUUACGUGGCCACACGCUGGUACCGGGCUCCCGAGGUGCUGCUGUCCUCGAGCUGGUACACCCCUGGGGUGGACAUGUGGAGUCUGGGCUGCAUCCUGGGGGAGAUGCUUCGGGGGAGGCCCCUGUUCCCUGGCACAUCCACACUGCACCAGCUGGAGCUGAUCCUGGAGACCAUCCCACCACCAUCCAAGGAGGACCUCCUGGCUCUUGGCUCAAGCUACAGUGCCUCUAUCCUGCCCUGCCUGGGGUCCCGGCCACGGCAGACGCUGGACACCCUCCUGCCGCCAGACACACCCCCGGAGGCCUUGGAUCUCCUCAGGGGACUCCUGGUAUUUGCCCCGGAGAAGCGGCUUAGCGCAGCCCAGGCACUGCAGCACCCCUACGUGCAGAGGUUCCACUGCCCGGCUCGUGAGUGGACACUGGAUUCGGCUGUGCAGCUCCCGGUGCUCGAAGGAGUUCAGCUCUCAGCCCCCGAGUAUCGCAGCCGGGUCUAUCAGAUGAUCCUGGAGCGCAGGGGCAACAGCCGCAUCCCCAGAGAGAAGGGCCUGGGGGGCACACCCGCGGGGGCAGAGCCUGGUGCCCCCCAACCCCAGGCGCACCUGCUCAACCCCAGAGCCGUCCCUCAGCUGCCCCCGGGCUCGCCCACGCAGAACGCUGGACGCAGACCUCAAAGCAGCCUGGGCCACCAGUCCGCGCACGACCCCACAGACAUUGCCUGCGGAGCCAAGAAUCUUCCGCGGCGGAACUCUGCCCCCGUGCUCCAGCCUCCACCCCCAGGAGGUCUGGGGAGAGGGGAGAGGCCCCCUGGGGCGACGGCGGAGGCCCCCUCGGCACCCUCGUGGGUGAAACCCAGCGGGAAGGGGGCGGCGUCCUCCCUGGCCUCGCAGGCCGCCGCCCAGGUGGCCAUCCAGGCCCUAAUCCGGAGCGACUGGAAUCCAGGCCGUGGGGUGAGGGCAACCGGCGCGCGACGGGUCCCUCGCGGGCUUCCCGCGGAUGCCCGGCCCGAGCCUCGGCCGGGCCGGAGGAUGUUCAGCGCCUCGGCCUCGCAGGGAGCCCAGGGUGCUGCAAGGGCUGCGCUCGGGGGCUACUCACAGGCCUACGGUACCGUCUGCCACUCGGCGCUGGACCGCCUGCCCCUGCUUCCCGGGCCACGCGCCUAAGGUGCCCUACCAGCCUUCAAUCCAGCUCUUCUGCUCAGCCGCGGCCCUUCGCCCAGUCCCCCGCCCCUCUCCCAGCCCCGGAUUUGCCCCCAAGUACCCCAUGCUCUCCACCCCCUCUUACCCGCUCGCCCUUUUGCCUGGCCAUAUUCUUGAGAUCCAGGGAGCCUGUCCCCUCUGGGGGAGUAGAUGAGGUUCCCACCCAUCCCCAAUCACUUCCUCCAAUAAAGUCUUGCCCAGCCCCACCCAGCCUACCUGCCUAUCUUCUAGUCUCAGUGAGGGACUCCCUCUGAGGCCACACCACCCCUUGCCUGGAGUCCACCCCCUUCGGAGGACCCCCAUGUCUAGUACAGAGCCCAGGAGAAGCUGCAAGGACACCUGCUGUCCCUGGGUGGUCCCUGGGUGGCCCCUGUCUGCCCUGUGCCCACUGCUCUCCCUGGAGGCUCACAGCGCCAGUGACUGGCCUGGAGGGCUCCUCGGGGCCAGCUUCCCCUCCUCUCUCCACAAAUGCUCUGGGGCCUGCCUGGUGCCAGAACACUAUCAGAGGGACAAGGCUACCCCAGGGUGCUCGGGGGGCGGGGCAGAGACU